Molecule: messenger RNA, 3270 nt
Organism: Mytilus californianus (California mussel)
Lineage: Eukaryota; Metazoa; Mollusca; Bivalvia; Mytilida; Mytilidae
Exons: 2
Coding region: 93-1781 (562 amino acids)
Molecular function (GO): zinc ion binding
Source: RefSeq, a predicted model, not a curated record
UUUACCUUCCUGUUAGACGGUUGGAAGAAAUGAAAAUGCAUACUUCUUAUAUUGCAAAUUUAACAGUGUAAACCAGUAGUUAUCGUUUUUAAAUGGCAUCAACGACGCCAGUGUGUGGUGUGUGUAAUCUCCGUAACAUCACAGAACCAUCAGUGACCAUGUGUAUCGAAUGUGACGAAGUAUUUUGUUUAAAAUGUCAAGAAUACCACAGUCUGUCGAAUGGAACACUAAACCAUAGUAUUGUACCAUUAACUGAAUACGAGAAAUUACCAAGUGAUAAUCUCCAAAUGGCCCAAAACUGUAACAAACAUAACGUAAAUUAUACAAUUUACUGUAAAAAGCAUGAAAGUCUCUGCUGCGGUAGAUGUAUUGUAGAAAGUCACAACGAAUGCGGAGAUUUCGCAAAAUUGGCUGAUAUAGUCAAAAAUAUAAAAACAUCAAAUGCCUUCUGUGAAAUUGAAAAUUCGUUAGAAGAACUCGGUGACACUAUUAAAAAAAUCAAGCAUAACAGAGAGAACAACCUUUCGUCGUUAUCUGAGAGAAAAGAGAAUAUUUUGCAUGAAAUCAAGCAAACCCGAUUAACAAUCAACAAGCAUGUAGACGAAAUACAAGAUGACGCAAUAAAUGAAAUAAAUGCAGCUGAAGAAAAAGAAAGAAAGAACAUUUGUCAGAUGCUGACUCUAUUGCAGGAAAAAACAAAUGAAAUAGCUGAAUGCCAGAGAAACAUUACGAAAAUUCAGAAACUUGACACAGAUCUCCAGACAUUUAUUGCUAUGAAGGAGCUAGAAAAAGAAGUUUCAAGCAAAGUACAAUUUAUGCAAUCCAUGACCAAAACUGGAGACUUUAAAGAAACAAAUAUGUCGUAUCAAUUUAAUACCGGCGUACAAAAGUUCAUCUCCGAGACCCAAAGUUUAGGGGAAUUGAUAAUUGAGACAAAACCAUGUGAUAUUGUCUUCACAAGGAGGAAAGACAAACAAGCACAAAUGGUGCUUCAGCAUAGCUCAUCAAGGUCAGUUGAAAAUAUCAAUCUGAAGCUAGAUACCACUUUAGAUAAUACGGGAUUCUGCAAAUGGGGUUGUUGCAUGUUACCCGACGGUAGAUUCGCAUUUACGGAAACCUUAAACAAUCUUGUCAGAGUAUUUAACACUGACGGAUCAAAAGAUUUUGAAAUUAAAACACAAUAUAGGGCAUUUGAUAUAGCUUACAUCAGUGAAGAUAACACUCUUGCUGUAACAUCAGGUACGAAUGGAAUGUGCAUUUCAAUAAUUGACCUACAGAACAAACAAAUUAAGAAAGAAAUAUAUGCUGAAUCAUAUUAUCACGGCUUAGCAGUAAUGGAUAACAAAUUCAUCUGCUCUGCAGAUAAAGAAGGAAUACAGUGGUUUAAUCCAAACGACAACUCAACAAGCGUUAUAGUCCAAGAGGAAUUUCCCAAAAUGUGUUACAUUGCCACAUUUGAUGAUAAAAUUUACCAUACAAAUAACAAAACCAACUCCGUGACAUGUUAUGAUUUACAAGGCACAGUGCAAUGGACAUUUGAGAAGGAAAGUGCUCUUAAGAGACCGUUUGGAAUCUCUGUAGACAAUGAGGGUAAAGUAUACGUGGUAGGGAGGUUAUCUACCAAUGUAGUAGUCAUAUCUGCUGAUGGACAAUAUCACAAAGAAAUACUUACAGCUAGUGAUGGUCUUUCCAAUCCCUUGUCUUUGUACUAUAAUAGAAGUACCAAUCAGUUACUAGUUGCAAACAAUAACCAGAGAGCAAUGCUUUUUUCUUUAAUUUGAAUAAACUCUUGCAUCUGUUCCACCGACGUUAUAAUAGUUUUGUCGAGCCUGCAUGUUUCAUAUUUUGUAUAUAGAUGCCUUAUGUUAUGAAGUUUCCGUCUGUCAUAUGUCCAUUGUCCUUGACCUCAUUUUCAUGGUUCAGUGACAACUUGAAAAAAAAAAAUUACGAUUUUUUGUAAUUCCUCUAAUUAUGAGUAAUAGGAUAACUACAUUUGGUACGUGCGUACCUUAUAAGGUCCUCAUGAUUGUCAGAUAGUUUUUACUAUAUCUCGGCCUCAUUUCAUCGGUCAGUGAACAAGAUUAGGUUUUCGUGGUCAAGUCCAUAUCUCAGAUACUAUAAUCAAUAGUUCUAAUAUAUUUGGUGUAUGAAAUGAUUGUAAGGUGUAUAUGUCCAACUGGCAGGUGUUAUCUGACCUUGACAUCAUUUUCAUGGUCCAGUGGUUAAAGUUAAUUUUUGUGUUUAGGUCUGUUUUUCUAAUACUGUAUGCAAUAUGUCAACUACAUUUGGUGUAUGGAAAUAUUUUACGAUUGCAUGUCAGUCUGGCAGGUUUUAUAUGACCUUGAACUAAUUUUUACAAUUUAUUGACAAUGUUAUUUUUUUUAUAAAUUUUAAUCAUGUUAAGUUUAUUUGAUACUUGAAGUUAAACUUCAUAAUUAAGACUAUCAACAUAAAAUCAAUGGUCAAUAAAGCAGGCUACAUAUUUCAGCGUAUGCACUCUUGUAUAGGAUAGUAGAAUGUUUAUAUAGAAUAAUUAUGCUAUUUCUGUUUAUCUUUUUGUGUAUAAAUACCUGUUCAGUUGUUAGAAUUCCUUUUAAUAAAACAUGAACUAAUAGGGCAUUAACAGAAAGAUUGAAAAUAAUUAGUUUUUAGCCUAAUUUUAUUUUAGUCGGUGGGGGGACCCUAUACUUCUAAGUGACAGAUAUAAUUAAGGAGAACAGCUGUGCUCUUUUAAUUUUAGAUUUCGUAUUUAACUGUUUAAAAUUACAGUUUUUUUAAAACUUUAAGAAACACCAUGUGAUAGAUAUGUUAUUGAGAAUACUUGAGUUAUGUAGGCGAUAUAAUAGAUGUACACAAUCCAAAUUUCAUCAGUCUGGAAUUGAGUUUAUCCUUGUUCAUACACCAUAAGAAUGUUUAACUCUCAUCAUUUUUGAAAUAUAAAAAGUGAAAAAUGACCGUUAAAUAAGUUGAUAUUAUCACAGUAUCCUAAACAAAGUAUCAACGUGGUUAUAUUUCUUUUUCUAUUGUUAUUUUUUCUCUUGUGCAAGUGGUAACGAUGUUUUGUUGGAUCCUUUUCUUUGGUGAAGAUUUCCCCGUUGAUUCAACAGGCACAUUGUGAUAUAGCGAUCUAUGAUUUUAAUAGAUCUACAGUUGUUUUGCCUAAAUUUGCCAGUUUGAACUAGUUUUACAGAAACAUGUUUACUCAUGUCAAAAUGUCAUAAAAUCUUUAAAGACAAUGCAUUACUUUAUGAAUAAAAUUAUUUAAAUAUA